Ilex paraguariensis (yerba mate) is the source of this 535-nucleotide messenger RNA. Lineage: Eukaryota; Viridiplantae; Streptophyta; Magnoliopsida; Aquifoliales; Aquifoliaceae. The record is from the annotation of a GenBank genome assembly.
AUUUUAGAUUACACAAUAAUAUAGAUUACACAAUUUUAGAUUACACAAUAAUAUAGGCCAACAGAGAAGCCUCUUCCCAACAAGCUGGACACCAUAAGAAGAGCUCAUACCGCUUUGCUGCAUCUCCGAAAUUCUUUGAUUGGUUUACGGAGAAAGAGAAAGGUGUGGGUUCAGUGUUUUGAGGGCAAAAAAGACAAUGAGAGAGAGACAGAGAGAGUCUUCGUCCAUUUGUAUAGCUUCGGCCAAAGACGAACGAAGCCAGAUCUGGGUGUACCUCAGCAAACCAGAUCUGUUAGCGAGAGAAGCUUCGUCCAUUUGUAUAGCUUCGGCCAAAGACGAACGAAGCCAGAUCUGGGUGUACCUCAGCGAACCAGAUCUGUUCGCAUUCGCUACGGAAAGAGAGAGAGAGAAGCUUAGGGGGACAGAAAAAGAGAGACACAGAGAAGAAGAAGCUUACCUCGCAUGAGUCGACGAUCGCCUGUGAUGAACGUCCUCACCAACCAAUGCUUGGAGCUGAGCUCCUUGGACGAAAGUG